AUGCGCGUAGCUAGUCGCCACACUACUAUAAAUAUGAUAGAGCUCGAAGAACAAGAAAAAAUAAUAACUUCGGGGCGAAGACAGUCUAGAUACAUUUAUGCGAAGGAAAGCAGCCCUAGUAGAAGUCGAAACCUGAGGGAAAACUCCGAGACAGUGGAAGCAACGAAAUCUACUCAGAAUAUCUCGCGUCGACGAAAACAGCUGAUUAGCGAGAAAGGGAUGAGACACAUCUCUAGAAUCACAAAACUCUUAUCGGGAAAUACACAAGCACACCAUGUCAUGGGCCGAGUUGAGGACAUCCGUAUGAAUAUUAUCAUGGAUACACGAGGGGAGUUUAACGUGAUAACUACCAAGGCGAUCGAGAUGAUAAAAGAGACAGGAAAGCUGCUGAAACGAACCACGCAGUCAAAGGAAAUUCCUGCGUAUUUGAAACGAGAGAGGUGGACCAGAAUUGAAGCAGUUCAAGUCCGUACUCAAGUAUUUGGAAGAACUAUUCAGAUAGAAGCAAUGGAGUUGGAAGGUGACGAAGCCUGCGUAAUCCUGGCACGAAACGCUAGAAAACAACUAGCUGACAAGAUCCGGGGAGCAACGAAUGAAACAUCUCCGAAACCAAGAGUCGCAGAAACUAAAAACAAGCGAGAUACUAGUUAUAUAAAUAUACAAGAAUCAUUAGAUAAUCUCGAGAAAACAUUAGAUGAUCUCGAAAAAGGCGAUAUGAUAAAAUCAAAAUCAACGAUGCAACGCUCGAAACGAAAUUUGGAUCUUAGACAAUGUGAGCCUGACGAAGAAAAGGAAAUUAAUAAGUCAGAGGAACAACAGUCAGAACGAAAACCUUUACCAGUAAAGAAAAGCUUCUAUAAAUUACAAAACGAAAACAAAUUCAAAGGGCGACAUACAAAUGAAAAGGGAAACAAACAUAUAACACCCUUGGCAAGCCCGGACAACUCAGAAAAUUCUAGUGGAAGCGUCGAAGUAACCAACGAACACGUUGUGAGGCCGGUAGGAGAGAAGACGAUACCAAAAAAUCGCGUAAUCCAUCAGGAAAAACCCCUAAAACUUACCUGCAUUGAGAUAAGCGGAGUAUCGGAGAAGGAAGACCAAGCAACGACGUCAAAAGGGCGAAACGACAAGUACACAAUCGAAACAACAGCGCAUACUGAAAGAAAUAACGCAAAAAUAAAGCGAAAACGAAAUCAAAGCAGUCCAUGCGUAGAGGAUGAAAAGUUAGCAAAAAAGCUAAAAGAGUGUAACGGAGUGCAGACGGUGCCACCCAAAAGUGCAGAUAAUCUGAAAACCUGCAAUGAUACUCAAGAACACUCAAAACAUAUUGAAACAUUAAACUAUUCGAUUACGAAACAUGAAGACUCAUCGGAAGACGACAUUGACGUCGUGAAAAUCUCAAAUGAAUCAAAGGAAACUAUAAAAUUAAGUGGCGAUGAAACGAGACAAUCACCGAUUCUCAAUAGACAUCAUGCAAACGUAUCUAUAAACUCUUCAGACGAAACAAGAGAUAUAGACUCGGAUUUAGUAAUAUCAGAUAAUGAAGAAGUCAUUAUCGUACAAGAUGACGAAAAUGCGAAAUAUCGCGUUAUGAAAAUAAAUCCAAAUCAUAAUACUAACAAAUGGUUUGUGAAACUAAAAUCAAGGCUUUACGAACACCUUGAACCGAGCUUAACACGCAAAAGAUACGAUUGGAGGAGCGGUCAUGAGGCAGAGCCAAUUAGCGACGCCGAGCGGUCGGACGACCCCAACCAAUCAGAGCCACUGAGCCAGAACAGCCAUGAUACUAUAAAGAGACGCCACGUGGAGAGACAACGAGCACAUGUGAUUGAGCGGUCGACGAGACAACAUCGUGAUCGACAGUUACGCGAAUUCGUUAAGUGUAAGAAACACAGUGCAGUUAGUGAAAUAGCAGGAAAGAGAAAGAGAGAAAGAGAAAUGGAGUUCGAGACGGAAGAGCGUAAGGCUCUGAAACGAGCAACAGCUAGCGUUCUUUAUGAACGACUCAGAGAACGAAAACGAAGAAGAAUCGAGUAUCUUAAAAGUAUUACUUAUGAUAAUAAGGCAUCUCAGGAAAACAUGGAGCCUGAGCAAAUCGAAGAGCUGUUAAAACAAGACGAACAAGAAGCUCGUAAAUUAUACGAGACUUUUAAGAAGAAAAAUGACGAUGCUGUCACAGCAGAUCCAUGCGUGGAUAUUUCUGACAUAAGAGUCAACAAUAGAAUCAUAGCGAAAAUCAAGACAAUGGUCAACAUCGAGAUGAUCGAAGGUCAUUCCAAGCUCGAGAUACCACCAACACGUAUAGUAAUCGAGAUUAUAGACGGACAGAUUACGAUCAAGUCAAGAGAGUGUGGAAAAUUCACAGAUGAGGAACAACCUAACCUCAAAAGUAUAGAUACUGUGACUACACAAGCGAACGAAGAACAACAAGACAUUGACGAAACACAAACAUACGAAGACGAAACAGACACACAAAACAACGAAACACAAACAUGCAAAGGUGAAACAAACAUACAAGACGAACAAACAGAGACACAAAAACAAAUAGAAAACUCUGACAAAGACAACACAGAAAUAGAUAUGAUUGAAAAUCCUAAAGUUCUAUCUGUGACAAGAAAGAAGAAAUCUUGUGUAUUCCAAUCUACAGGAAGCCAAGUGCACGAAGAGCUUAAAGUGCAUAAAAAGAAAGCAAAGCCUCUCGAAUCAGACGAAUCAGAGGAGGAGACGGAGACAUCACCGACACCAUCAGGAAAGGAGCGUAAAUCACCCUCCAAGUCUGAUUUAUCUCCUUUGGCCGGGGUGAUGAAACCGCCUCCAGGAGGUGGUCGAAAGGAAUCUUCCCCGACGCCAUCCACGAGCGCGCAGAAGGACGUUACGAGUGCAGCAACCGGUGCAGCUAGCAGCUCAGCUGAUCGGGCGGAGACGAGAAGACCUGCAAUCAGGUUGGAAAGGUUGCACGAGCGUUCUAAGAAGCGAUAA
This is a messenger RNA of Monomorium pharaonis (pharaoh ant), 2979 nucleotides long. Its product is annotated as titin homolog. Bases 1 to 2979 code for a protein of 992 amino acids. The transcript has 2 exons. The record is from RefSeq and is a predicted model, not a curated record. NCBI's taxonomy places the organism in Eukaryota, Metazoa, Arthropoda, Insecta, Hymenoptera, Formicidae.